CCACCAGAGGAGCCUGAGGACCGGCUCAGGGCUGGACUCCGGGCUACCUGUUGAUGGCCACGCAGCGGCAUCUGGGAACCUGGCGCUGAGGCCGCCCUCGGCCGGGAUCUGCCUCUUCAGCGGACCCGGGCGCUGGAGUGAGGCCCCGGACCAGGGUGACGGCCCAGGCGGGGGAAACCUUAUCCUGGGCCUGGACCGGAGAGGGGGAAACUCGAUCUUUGGGACUUUGAACAAGUAAAAUGCGAGAAGUUUGCUAAUAAAGCUAUCACCAAAGGUUAGAAACAAAAUCAAGUAGAAGAAAUGCUUAUAGUAUGGCAUGUGGGAACACCUCUGCAGCAGAUAGUCUUGUGUUAGGGGCUAUCCAGAUUAUGAUUGGCAUUUUUCAUAUUUUCAUGUGGUAUUUCCUAUUGGUUUUGUAUAUGGGACAAAUUAAAGGAGUCUUUGGGACAUAUGAACCUAUAACUUACAAAACAGGAUGUGCUUUUUGGGGAAUUUUUUAUAUUGUGUCAGGAGCUUCCACAAUAAGAUCAACACAGAAAUCGAGUCAAUACCUGACGAUAUGGGCUUUGAUCAUGAACAUCUUCUCUGUAAUUACUGCAUUUAUUGCACUAUGUCUAACAGUACUUGAGUUGUCUACUUUUCAUACUGUGUCAUAUAGGAAUUAUGGACAAGCGUAUGUAGAGGAUCAUCAGUGGAAAUAAUUCAGAGAAUAGAAAACAAGACUGUAUGGCCGGGUGCAGUGACGCAUGCCUGGAAUCCCGGUGGCUCAGGAGGCUGAUGCGAGAAGAUCGUGAUUUCAAAGCCAGCCUCAGCAAAAGCAAGGUG
Molecule: messenger RNA, 825 nt
Organism: Marmota flaviventris (yellow-bellied marmot)
Lineage: Eukaryota; Metazoa; Chordata; Mammalia; Rodentia; Sciuridae
Source: RefSeq, a predicted model, not a curated record